GAGAUGCUGAUUUGUUUUUUUUUCCUGUCUCCUUGUUCAUGGAUCCAUUUGGGCUUGGACGUGUUGCUCUCUUGGCACGCCCCAGGGCGAACAUCAUCAUGACCGUCUCGUCCACACUCCUGGCCCUGGUCCUCAUGCCCUUGUGCCUGUGGAUCUACAGCCGGGCCUGGAUCGACACCCCCGUGGUGCAGUUGCUGCCCCUGGGGACCGUGAUCUUGACCCUCUGCAGCACCCUCAUCCCCAUCGGGCUGGGCGUUUUCAUCCGCUACAGGUACAGCCGGGUGGCGGACUACAUCGUGAAGGGUUCCCUGUGGUCUCUGCUGGUAACGCUGGUAGUGCUUUUCAUCCUGACCGGCACGAUGUUAGGGCCCGAGCUGCUGGCCACCAUCCCCGCCACCGUGUACAUGGUGGCGAUUUUCAUGCCUCUGGCAGGCUACGCCUCGGGCUAUGGCCUGGCCACUCUGUUCCGCCUCCCGGCCAACUGCAAGAGGACCGUGUGCCUGGAGACGGGGAGCCAGAACGUGCAGCUCUGCACGGCCAUCCUGAAGCUGGCCUUCCCCCCGCAGCUCGUCGGGAGCAUGUACAUGUUCCCCUUGCUCUACGCCCUGUUCCAGUCUGCGGAGGCCGGCCUCUUCGUCCUCAUCUACAAAAUGUGUGGAAACGAAAGCCCGCGCAAGCAAGACCCUCUGGCAAAUGCGGACGAAGACACAGACAUUUCUUACAAGAAACUCAAAGAAGAGGAGGUGGCGGACACCUCCUACGGCACGGUGCCAGCGGGCAACUUAAUAAUGAUGGAAACCGCCCAGACCGCUCUCUGAGCACCCAGAUGUGCCCGGGAGCUUCCGUCUUGCUGAGAUGUUCCUCCGUGUUUUGUGGCCCCCCCCCCGUGGUGGUUACACGGGGCUCAGGAGGUCGAGGGUGACAGCUGGCCCCCCAUGAUCACCCAGGCAGCCCCUUCCGCCCUGCUCAUUUUCAGGCUCACCGGCUCAGUCGCCAAGCACUUCCACAAAUUGCAAAGCCAUGUUGUGACGAGUUGCACCUGGGACUGGCUCGAGUGUUGCCUGAACUGGUUAAAAGUGCUUUUUAAAUUGUUAUUUAUUUAUUUAUCUAUCUAUCUAUCUAUUUAUUUAUUUUUUACCAUCACCAGUUUCUAUGACUGCUUUGACCGUAGAAACUAUUAGAAAACAGGGCCCUGGAAAUGUAGAAUUUGGGUGCACUGUCUUAACGAGUAAAAAAAAAAAAAACAAAAAACAACUAUCUUUGUAAGGCCUAAUUGGAGUUUCGUGUAAUUGUUG
Microcebus murinus (gray mouse lemur) is the source of this 1295-nucleotide messenger RNA. The record is from RefSeq and is a predicted model, not a curated record. Lineage: Eukaryota; Metazoa; Chordata; Mammalia; Primates; Cheirogaleidae.